UAUGACAUUUUUGUCUGGCGUUCACAUUCACGAGUUCGUUCACGUUGUUUCCCAACCCCAACUUGAAUGUUGAGAUAAUGGUUUACGUGUAUUAUUUAGAUAAGCUAAUGUAAAAUUGUGACUAAAGUAGAUGAAUACGUGUCAAUUAAUACGAAUUAAUUGUGUAAAAUAAGAGUAGUGCUAUUCAUAAUGUGGUCAGUGUUGAUAUUGAUAAUAUUGUCAGUAGUAGCUUAUCUUAUCACUGAUGAACUGAUACCAAAACUGAAGGACUUGUUCAUAAAAGCCGGUCUAUUUGGCGUUGACUUGUGCAAGACUAGCACAAAUAAGGUACCUGAAGCAAUAGGCGUUGUAUCAGGAUGUGUAUUUCUAGUUACAAGUUUUCUAUUUAUACCAAUCGUAUUUGGAUAUGGUCUAAUAGAUAGACAACAUUUUCCGCAUAAUGAGUUUGCUGAAUUUCUGGCUGCUUUGCUCUCCAUUUGCUGUAUGUUGCUACUGGGCUUCGCUGAUGAUGUCCUGGACUUGAGAUGGAGGUAUAAGCUGCUCCUCCCCACAAUUGCAUCACUGCCCCUUCUGGUAGUUUACUAUGUCAACUUUAACUCCACUACCUUUGUCAUACCUAUACCACUGAGACAAUGGCUAGGGACAUCACUGAAUAUUGGGCUCCUCUAUUACAUCUAUAUGGGGAUGCUAGCAGUCUUCUGCACUAAUGCAAUAAACAUUCUGGCUGGCAUCAAUGGAUUAGAAGUGGGUCAAUCUGUUGUGAUUGCUCUCUCUAUAAUAUUGUUUGACAUAUCUGAACUUAGAGGAGACCAGUACAAAGCACACAUGUUUUCCCUGUACAUCAUGAUACCAUACCUUGCUACUACCCUGGCCCUGCUGAAACAUAAUUGGUACCCAUCAAAAGUAUUUGUUGGAGACACAUUUUGUUAUGUGUCAGGCAUGACAUUUGCAGUGGUAGGAAUACUUGGUCAUUUUAGUAAAACAGUCCUCUUGUUUUUUAUACCUCAAGUUAUAAACUUUUUAUAUUCUGUGCCACAGUUAUUUCACAUAAUUCCAUGCCCUAGACAUAGGCUGCCCAAGCACAGGGCCGAAACAGACUUGCUCAUGGCAAGUAGAACUAUUUUAGUAAAAAAGGAAAUAAGUUCCUUGCAGAAAUUUGUACUCCAGGUGUUAUCAUUGUUACAUUUAGUUGAUAGAACAGAAGAUGGUGAUAGUAUAACAAUUAACAAUAUGACUUUAAUCAAUUUGUUUUUAAUUAAGUUUGGGCCAAUGUCAGAAAUCAAGCUGACUAUGAUUCUUUUAAUUUUCCAAUUUCUGUGUACUGGAAUUGCAUUUUUGAUUCGGUAUCCUAUGGCAUCCUAUUUUUAUGAUUCAUAACAUGCAUUUCUUGCUAUUUGUUAUCAAUUUGGCUGUAAUGUAUGGUGUAAGUAAUCUCAUAAAAAAAAUGUAAGUGAGAUUGUGAUAAUGAUAAUAAUAGGUAUAAGACAAAAGUGAAAGAUAUAGGUAACUGCAUGUUCGAUUAUCUACUAUUAUGUAAAAGUCUUGUGCCUAGACUUCAUUAGUGGCCUUGCAAACUAAACUAGAUAUCACACCAUUACCAUUGUAAAUAAUCUACACAUGACAUUAUCCAAGCUGCUUCUGAAUCAAUAUUAUAAUUAUUGAAUAUUUCAAUAUUCUUUUAUAAUAAAUAAAUAAAUUAUUGUCCAUC
Messenger RNA from Pectinophora gossypiella (pink bollworm), 1708 nucleotides. RefSeq names its product UDP-N-acetylglucosamine--dolichyl-phosphate N-acetylglucosaminephosphotransferase (gene Alg7). NCBI's taxonomy places the organism in Eukaryota, Metazoa, Arthropoda, Insecta, Lepidoptera, Gelechiidae. Gene Ontology annotation, molecular function: UDP-N-acetylglucosamine-dolichyl-phosphate N-acetylglucosaminephosphotransferase activity. Bases 190 to 1377 code for a protein of 395 amino acids. The record is from RefSeq and is a predicted model, not a curated record. Gene Ontology annotation, cellular component: membrane. Gene Ontology annotation, biological process: protein N-linked glycosylation; dolichol-linked oligosaccharide biosynthetic process. The transcript is spliced from 5 exons.